AUGACAACGACAGCCACAGCAAACACAAAGACACAGGACCAAGAGUUUCCACAGACCCGAAUAGGCCGCCUCCGUCGCCGCCUCUUCCACAAUGACCCGAACGACGACCUAACCCUCCAACCCCACAUUGACGAAAAGCUCACCAAGAAAUCCGAACUCUGGUCCUUCUUCCUCUUCGGAUUCGGUUUCUACUCCUGGGCAAACUCUUGUGCCUCCCUCCUCCUCCCCAUCCUCGUCCAAGGAAUCGCUAGGAAUGCCUCACAUCUCGAGUCGGAUCCUUCGGUCCCCUGUCCGGAGGAUGACCCUGUGAAUGAUCGGUGUUUGGUCCCUUUUGGGUGGAUCAAUGUCACGCCAACGUCAUAUGUGCUUUUGACGAACGUGGUGACCGUUUGGUGUACGAUUGUGUUGACGUUGGGGGUUUCUGCGCUCGCGGAUCAUGGACGGGUGUCGAAGCGGAUUAUGUUGUGCACCUCGACUGCGUUAUGUGUGAUUGCUUGUUUUAUCUUUCUGGGCGCUCUUAAGCCGUCUGUUUGGUGGCUCUCUGCCCUCCUCUUCGUCUUCACGGGAAUCGUGAACGGCCUAACACAAAACUUUUACGACGCCCACAUCCCCAUCCUAACACGCUACCACCCAGAUGUCGUCCGCAUCCAACUCCAGGAAGGCGAAGCAUCCGAAGCCUACAUCGACGCCAAAACUAAAGUUCAAACCUUCCUCUCGGGCGGUUCCUCAGCUGCCGGAUACGCAGGCGGGUUGCUGCUGACAAUCAUCUGCGCAAUCAUGCUCCUCAUGAUCAACGAAGAUCUGGUCACUGUUGGGUACUGUAUCAUCGUCGCCGGUGCUUAUAUUUUUAUUUUCGUCUGCAUUUACGCCAAGUAUGCAGUUCAACGGACCUUCCCUCCACUUCCUGCGGGUUCGCAUUGGGCGACGUACGGAUAUGUCCGGAUCGGGAAGACAAUCUCCAAGGUGCGUCGUCUUAAGACUUUGUUCUAUUUCCUCUGCACAUGGUUCAUCCUUGGUGACGGUCUGGCUGCGUCCUCGAGCAUGGCUAUCCUCAUCGCCCAGGACCAACUCAAACUCGAGUCCUCCUCCAUGAUCAUCGCCGCCCUCAUUCAAAUGAUUGCCGCAGGCCUUGGAAUGAUAUUCUGGAUCCGUCUCCAGAACCGUCAUGGCGUUUCACCUCUAAAAGUCGUCAUCUUCAACACCGUCGCCUUUGGCCUCAUCCCCUGCUACUGUCUCCUGGGACUCAUCGAGGGCUGCCCAAUUGGUCUCAAACAAGAGUGGGAGUUAUACAUGCUUGCCGCGUUCUUUGGUAUCUUUUCGGGCGCCAUUUAUUCCUCCAACCGUGUGGUCUUUGCGCAAUUUAUUCCGUUCGGACACGAGAACGAGUUGUUUGCGUUGUACGAGAUGUCGAGUGUCAGCUCUUCGUGGAUUGCUCCUCUUGUUUGCACAGCCAUUAUUCAGAGCUCGAGUGUGAGACAUACCUGGUGGUUCUUGGCCACCCAAUUUUUCAUCCCCGCCGUCCUCCUCCUCUUCGUCAACGUCGAAAAGGGACGCGCAGAGGGAAUCGAGUUCUACAAGCAGGAACAGGAACAGAAAAAGUUGAAGGUCGCAGGAUCUCAAACCGAAGAGGCCGGAUCUGGAUCUGUCGAGGACGAAGAGCGCGUCAUCAUCAAGAAUGCCGCCUAA
Molecule: messenger RNA, 1686 nt
Organism: Linnemannia hyalina
Lineage: Eukaryota; Fungi; Mortierellomycota; Mortierellomycetes; Mortierellales; Mortierellaceae
Source: the annotation of a GenBank genome assembly